AUGACUACUGCUGUGCCGACGCUUAAGAACCUUUAUACACAUCGCACCGCAACAUCAGAACGACCAUGCUUUAUAUGCAAUCAUUUUACGAAAGCAGUUUUGACAACAGAUAAUGGUCACUUGGACGAUCAUGGGUUUGCAACGGUAGUUCCAGAGCCAGAAAAAAAACUACCACCAUCACCGAAAUCAACCGAAAAAAAAGAACCCACUAAAAAAGAAAAAAAUGCCGAUAAAGCUGCUGAAGACGAAAAAAAUAAAGAUUUGACACAGACUAAAAAAGUAAAGGAUGAAAAGAAUAAAGACGAAAAAGAGAAAGAUGAAAAGAGUAAAGAUAAAAAAGAGAAAGAUGAAAAAAAUAAAGACAAAAAAGAGACGAACAAGGAAUCGCCAGCACCCAUCCCACCACCACCUAAGCCAAAACAUACAAAACUUGUUGGAACAACUUCCUAG
Cetraspora pellucida is the source of this 450-nucleotide messenger RNA. NCBI's taxonomy places the organism in Eukaryota, Fungi, Glomeromycota, Glomeromycetes, Diversisporales, Gigasporaceae. The record is from the annotation of a GenBank genome assembly.